AUGAGCACUAUUCUACACCUCGUUCAUGUGAUAAGGAGGAAUUUGAGAGAGCUUAGGAAUGUGAUGCUGUCCCGUCUCUCGCCAAUUCACUAUUCCGAGUACACGGAAGUCUACCGUAUGAUGAUCGGACGCUCCGCCCACAAAAACUAUCAGCGAAUCCUAGACGCCCAAAUUUCGUCAAUUUCCAAAAUCCAUGCGGAAAUCACGACUGGCGCUCAGGAAAUCAUCGAAAUGCCGUAUUCUACAGUAGCCGUGUGCAUUGGAAGGGAAUCUCAUUUUUCUACCGUGUUCGAGACUCCGCCCACUUUCCUAGACUACCGUAGCCCGGAGGAUGACACGUUGUACGGUGUGGGCGCCUAUGCGGGCGACCAUUUCGUUCGAUUUCUGGUUGGCGGGUGUCUCCGGGUGGCGCAACAUAUUUACGCCGGUCAAACUACAGUAUGCAUCAACAACAACAAUAAAAUUUGA
Molecule: messenger RNA, 468 nt
Organism: Caenorhabditis briggsae
Lineage: Eukaryota; Metazoa; Nematoda; Chromadorea; Rhabditida; Rhabditidae
Exons: 3
Coding region: 1-468 (155 amino acids)
Source: RefSeq, a predicted model, not a curated record